CACCAUGCAAAGGUGACAAAGAGGAAAUUAGAAGCUUUAGAGCUGCAUGAAAGAGCUUUUGAGAAAGGUUUGACACCACCCAGGGUCAUAGCAAAAUACUCUGUUGGCAUUUCUGGUAAUGUGACUUGGAAUGAUGGUCAACAAUACUAUGUUGAUGCUGCCCUGGCUGAGUUGACUCCAGAAGAAGUUGAUAGUUUAAGACAGAGUCAAACAGCUGAAAUGAUUGGAACAGGAGAUCACCUAAGUGGGGAAUGCAGUUCAAGACUAAAAGCCAGUGGAGAACUGUGCAAGAGUGGCCGAACCACAGGAUUCACUAAGUCUGGUCGUCAUGUGCAACCAUCAAUGUUUCUCAGUGCUUCCUUAUAUGAAGUGAAUGCCCAAAAUGAGGGUUUGGUCAGUGUGUUGAAACGUGUCAGACUCUGUCAAAGUUGUAAGAAAAAAUCUGGAAUUGGAGAGCAAUUGGAGUCUACUGCUGCUGCUUGUGACUCUUGUAAAAAAGACACAGCCACUCUAUGUAAACGUCUUUGGUUAAAGAACUGCUUAUGUAUAGAUCAUCCAUUUGGUCUUGGUUAUGCAAAAGUGUUUGCAACUAAAGGAGAUUCUGGAGCAGUACUCUUUGAAAGAGAUGAAGAUAGAAAUCUUGAAGCUUUUGGCAUUAUCUUUGGCGAGCAUCGAGAUUCAUAUAAACUUUGUGCUUUAGCCACACCAAUGCAAAUUGCUCUUGAAAGCUUAUCCAGAAAGAUCUCCGAGGACACCAACUUGAGACUAAUUUCAAAUUAUGAGUAAAAAUGAAACUGUAAUUAAUGUAUUUAUGCUUAUUGUUGAUCAAGGUUUGUAUUCGUGAUUUUUUUUUUCAGUGGGGGAGGGGAGGUUUCACCUUUCAAAUGCUAAGGACAAAUGCCAUCCCCACUUCAAGAAACCGUCACCACAACUGUACAUAUAAGAAGAAGAAAAAAGUUACAAUGAACAUGAAAAAUUUGUUGAUCUUAGAAAAAUGGACCCCAUUGGUUCCCGGCAUUUCUUCGGAGAUAUCGCCGAGAUCUAGUCGAAAUCUCGGAAGAAAAAAAUGCUCCAUCGAACGAUAAUCGUUGUAUUACUUUUGAACAGAUUUUGUGGUAAAGUUGAGAUUACAACAACUUUUUUUAUAACAUCUUUAUUUAAAUCAUAACAUAUAGAAUAUAUUAUUAUUAAAAAAGGAUUAUAGAAGGGAGGAACUUAAUCCUCAUUGUAAACUAUACCCCAAAUGUAAAUAUUUAAUACUAUGCAAUAUAUAUAUACACACACUGCAACAUUUUACAUACAAGCAUAUAUUUAUAUAAGUAUAAAAUCUAAGUAAAGAAGACAUAUCUAAGAUAAAAAUUCUUUUGAAACGAUGAAUAAUUAAAUGAUGUACAAUAUAUAGAAUAAUUUAAUUUUGUACUUAUAGGCCAAGUUAAAUAAUGUUGAUUUUAGAGCCUUCUUAAAACUAUUCAUUAAGUUAAGUUCAACUACCGAUGACGGUAAACUGUUCCAUGUGUCAAUAUAUCUGUGCCAAAUUGCGUUGACCAACGAUUAUUACAAAAUUGCUACAGUCCUUAUUAAGAAAACGAGUAGGUCGCCUUGGUUACUAAACGCUGCAGUACCUUUUACAAAUUGUGUAAGCCCUUACAAAAUGCCGCUACCUUUAUCACAAAAUGCGUCGUUUUUACAAAAUUAUGAAAUAUCGUUGCAUAGCGCGAUCGUAAAUCAUUAGUGGUUUUGUAUUUGUUAACUAGGUGACGAGAAGAAGUUGACGUGAAGUGUCAUAAACCUUGCGCCUUCUCUUCUGCUCUCAAAUCACGUUUUGCUUUAUAUCUCCAAAAGUG
This is a messenger RNA of Pocillopora damicornis (cauliflower coral), 1844 nucleotides long. RefSeq lists its product as uncharacterized. NCBI's taxonomy places the organism in Eukaryota, Metazoa, Cnidaria, Anthozoa, Scleractinia, Pocilloporidae. The record is from RefSeq and is a predicted model, not a curated record.